AAAAGUAGUGGUUAGUGUUCCCUCUAGGCAUUAUUUAGUUCUCCCGUAUUAUCUCCUCAUACAAAUUCCCUUCGUAACAAAUCUCCCUUAAUGCCAUCAGCUCUUCAACAAUCUUAAACUAAAGAAUUAUUACAAUAUAUAAAUAUUUCAAAACAUACAUACCAAAAACUACUCUUAAACCAUUAAACCAAGAUAUACAUAGAGUUCUUAUCCUUUUAACAUUUCAACAUGGAUAUCAUGAGAAAUAUCACUAUGGUGAUAGUGAAAUCCUUCUCUACAGUCACAUCAAACCUACAUAACAUCAUCACAAAUAAAGCUCCACAACUACUAAUCAUAAUCUCUCAACUACUCGGCCAUUACCAUUUCCCACAAUCAGUCUUAUUAGCAACAACAACAAUUUUACUCAUCUCGCUUAUGAUAAUACUUUAUUUCUCGACAAAACACAAACCCAUUUAUCUCGUAGAUUUUGCCUGCUACCGCCCUCCAGACUCGCUACGAGUUACGCACUCGAAUUUCACCGAGCACUUAGAAAGGAGUGGUCGUUUCACCCAAGAAAGUGUAGAUUUUCAAGACAAGGUGUUGAAAAAAUCAGGCAUCAGCAGCCAAACAUGUAUGCCACUUUCACUCCAUCAAGUUAACCCCAAUCUUUCAAUACGUGCAAGCAAAGCAGAGAUCGAACAAAUCCUUUUUCCUAUUGUGAAACAACUUCUUUCAAAAACAAGAAACAACAACAUAAAGAUAAACCCUAGAGACAUUGAUAUUUUGGUCACCAACUGCAGCCUCUUUUGCCCUACUCCCUCUAUUUCGUCCAUGGUAAUAAACAAGUUCGGGUUCAGAAGCAAUAUCAAGAGCUUUAGUCUUAGUGGAAUGGGGUGUAGUGCUGGGAUUUUGGCUAUAAGUUUGGCUAAAGAUUUGCUUAAAGUUCACAAAAACUCCAUAGCUUUUGUUCUUAGCAUGGAAGUUGUGACUCAAAAUGGUUACGAAGGCAACGUGAAGUCCAUGCUUUUGUCCAAUGUUUUGUUCAGAAUGGGUGGCGCAGCCAUUCUUCUUUCAAAUCGAAAAAUCGACAAGCCUGCCGCUAAGUACGAGCUUCAACAUCUUGUUCGAACAAAUACCAGUUCAGAUGAUAAUGCUUACCAAUCUGUUUUCCAACAACCGGAUGAUAAUGGGUUGCAAGGGGUAUCCAUUUCAAGAUCACUUAUUCCUGUUGCGGCCAAAACCUUAACUAUCAAUGUGUCAAGGUUAGGCCCUUUAGUGCUUCCCUAUUCUGAGCAGUUUCGGUAUGGAUUGUCUGCAGUGUUGCGGCGAGUGUGGCAGUCGUCAUCGUCGCCCUCUUCAUCGUCCGGUAAGAUUUCAAUUUACGUGCCUAAUUUUAAGAAAGCUUUUGAGCAUUUUUGCAUACAUGCUGGGGGAAGAGCUGUGAUUGAUGCUCUUGAAGAUAGUCUAAAGUUGAAUAAGGAAGAUGUAGAGGCUUCAAGAAUGACACUAUAUAGAUUUGGUAAUACUUCUUCUUCUUCGGUUUGGUAUGAGCUUAGUUAUUUGGAGGCGAAAGGAAGAGUUAAGAAAGGAGACCGUGUUUGGCAAAUUGCAUUUGGAAGUGGUUUUAAGUGUAAUAGUGCGGUUUGGAAAUGUAUUUCAGAAUCAAGUGAUGUAAAUGCUUGGUCAGAUAGAAUUAAUAUGUAUCCUAUUGAAGUACCAAGCAUGUUCGAUUAAUUGUUACAUGAUCGAUCUAACAAAGUUGGGUGUUCUCUUAUAUAUAAUGUUGUAUACUUUAAUAUUAAAGGAAUCUAAUUAUCUUCUGUCGUGUUGGGUAUGAA
Cannabis sativa is the source of this 1817-nucleotide messenger RNA. Its product is annotated as 3-ketoacyl-CoA synthase 7-like. NCBI's taxonomy places the organism in Eukaryota, Viridiplantae, Streptophyta, Magnoliopsida, Rosales, Cannabaceae. Bases 229 to 1713 code for a protein of 494 amino acids. The record is from RefSeq and is a predicted model, not a curated record. Gene Ontology annotation, cellular component: membrane. Gene Ontology annotation, biological process: fatty acid biosynthetic process. Gene Ontology annotation, molecular function: acyltransferase activity, transferring groups other than amino-acyl groups. The transcript has a single exon.